AUGUACAUGCAAGGGCUUACUACACCCUGGUGGCAGAAGUGCAAGCCGAAUGGCGCCUGGUCGUCAGGGCGCGAGUACGGUGGAUCUUCGUGCUUUCCAAGGUAUGUUGCCACCCCCUUCAUUCCAAACACAGACAAUCGAUACGGUUCUGUGAUUGCUUGGAGGUCGGGCCGAGUUUCCAUUUGA
This is a messenger RNA of Auxenochlorella protothecoides, 186 nucleotides long. RefSeq lists its product as hypothetical. NCBI's taxonomy places the organism in Eukaryota, Viridiplantae, Chlorophyta, Trebouxiophyceae, Chlorellales, Chlorellaceae. The transcript has a single exon. The record is from RefSeq and is a predicted model, not a curated record. The coding region runs from base 1 to 186 and encodes 61 amino acids.